Molecule: messenger RNA, 1405 nt
Organism: Abrus precatorius (Indian licorice)
Lineage: Eukaryota; Viridiplantae; Streptophyta; Magnoliopsida; Fabales; Fabaceae
Product: chaperone protein dnaJ 10
Exons: 10
Coding region: 195-1214 (339 amino acids)
Source: RefSeq, a predicted model, not a curated record
AAGUGUGGCAUUUGGCUAUUUCAAGUUUGCAACCCACAUGUGUCGUCCUUAAAAGAAGGAAAACAAAUGGUAUCAUCAGCUACGUGGUCCCUUCGACACGACACCGUUUCCUCUGCCACACGGAUCUGCCUGAAAGAAUUUUAGCAUCUCUCUCAAUCUCAAAGCUCUGAAUUGUGAUUUGAACAUUACAAGCAAUGGUGAAGGACACAACCUAUUACGACGUAUUAGGGGUCAAUGUUGAUGCAUCUGCUGCAGAUAUCAAGAAGGCUUAUUAUAUCAAGGCAAGAAUAGUUCACCCUGAUAAAAAUCCUGGAGAUCCGAAGGCUGCAGAAAAUUUUCAGAUGCUUGGUGAGGCUUACCAGGUUUUAAGUGAUCCAGAGAAGCGUGAAGCAUAUGAUAAGCAUGGAAAGGAGGGAAUACAACAAGAUUCCAUGAUGGACCCUGCAACUGUGUUUGGAAUGCUUUUUGGCAGUGAAUUUUUUGAAGAAUAUAUUGGAAAACUAGCGCUAGCUUCUUUAGCAUCUAUAGAAAUGGAUGAAAAUUCACAGGAUCCUGAAGUUCAAAGGCAGAAAAUUCAGGAAAAGAUGAAGGCAUGGCAGAAUGAAAGGGAGCAGAAGCUGACAUCAAUUCUGAAAGAUCGCCUUCAACCAUUUGUUGAUGGGCGAGAAGAUGAAUUUACAGCAUGGGCGAACUCAGAAGCAUGUAAUCUUUCACAAGCUGCUUUUGGAGAGGCCAUGCUACACACAAUUGGUUAUAUCUACACACGAAAAGCUGCAAAAGAACUUGGAAAGGAUAUACGAUAUAUGAAUGUUCCCUUUUUAGCAGAGUGGGUACGAGACAAAGGACACCGGAUAAAAUCACAAGUGACAGCAGCCUCAGGAGCUGUGUCCCUAAUUCAAAUACAAGAAGAGCUGAAGAAGCUAAACCAAGGAGAAAACAAAGAUGAAAACAUAGUUAAAGCUAUUGAAGAUAAGAAGGAUGCUAUGCUUAAUUCCCUGUGGCAAAUCAACGUGAUAGAUAUUGAAUCAACUCUGUCACAUGUCUGCCAAGCAGUUCUUAGAGAUCCUAGCGCCUCCAAAGAUGUUCUGAGGUCUCGGGCUCAUGCAUUAAAAAAGUUAGGAACUAUCUUUCAAGGUGCUAAGGCUGCUUACAGCAGAGAAAAUAGCCUUCGCCGAGAAAGCAACAAAUCAGUUGGUGGCACUUCCUCAUCAUAGAAAUCAUGUGAAAAAAGUUUGUUUGAUAUGUGGUUGUGUAGUGAGUUGUAUUCUUGUGCCCUGUUUGGGGCUCUUGUGGAUUUUGAACCUUGUCUAGUGCAUUUAAUAGGCAUGGUAUGUAAUUUCACUCAUGGAUUCCACAAACAUGCAGAGGUUUCCAGUUUGUAGUUUGUAAAGCAAGUGCCCUUCUC